AUUUUGCACCUGAAGAGGUUUGGCUUUAUAAAAACCUGCAAGCUUCAGAAGGUGAAUGACCCCGUCAGACUGCAGAGGGACUUGAUGGUGUCAUCCAAACAGGGUGAUGGUUGUUACAGUCUUAUAAGCAUCAUUAGUCACUAUGGAGGAACAGAAUCAGGACACUACAUCUGUAAUUCCGUGCAUCCUGAUGCGAGCCCGCAGGUUACAUCAGAUCCUUGGCUCACCUAUAAUGAUGCACAGGUGCUCCACACAACCGGAUGUGCAGUUUUUGAGGAACAGCAGCACUCAGCCUACAUCCUGUUUUACAAGAGAAACGAUGUGGAAGCAAGUUACAGCCAUCAUCAUGCUGAAAAGGAAGGAGCAACAGUCGUCUCAGACAAAUUUUAGGUAAGUAUUGCCCUUAGGAGGAAGGGUCCUCCCAGAGAGCCUGGCUCCUCCUAAGAUUUCUUCCUCCAGGAGGGAGUUUUUUCUUGCCACCGUCGCCUCACAUUCACUGGUCUCAUCGUCAGAGACAUUGUUAACCUCCUAAGGCCUGAACUCUUUCAGUUCACGCAUUUUUAAUU
Molecule: messenger RNA, 566 nt
Organism: Haplochromis burtoni (Burton's mouthbrooder)
Lineage: Eukaryota; Metazoa; Chordata; Actinopteri; Cichliformes; Cichlidae
Product: ubiquitin carboxyl-terminal hydrolase 26-like
Exons: 4
Coding region: 85-390 (101 amino acids)
Biological process (GO): protein deubiquitination
Molecular function (GO): cysteine-type deubiquitinase activity
Source: RefSeq, a predicted model, not a curated record